CCCUAACAUGCUACCUUUGUUCUUCGCGUAUAUAUCAAAACCACGUAACCAUGCCGUUAGAGAGUGGUGAUGCCCUCCUGGCGAAAGCUCAGAAGGCCGCUUCGGCUGCGAAUUCAGGCGGCUUCUUCAGCUUCGGGCCCAAAGAAGACAAGAUAGACGCGGCAGCAGAAGCUUUCCUCAAUGCUGCAAAUGCCUACGAAAACGAGAAAGCCUGGGAGAAAGCCGGACGCGCCUACGUGUCUGCUGCAGAAAUGAAAGCCAAAGUCGACACUUCCCGCUUUGAAGCCGUGACUUCGUACGCCAGCGCUGCCAAAGCCUUCCGAGCCGUAGAUCCCCAGCUCGCUAUCCAACCCCUUGAACAAGCCAUCGAAAUGUGCAAGCAAGACCGCAAACGUGACCGUAUCCCCCGAUACGGCAAGCAGCUUGCGGAACUGUACUCCGAGAUGGGCGAUCUCAGAAAUGCUGUUCGCUGGUACAAGGAAUGUGCAGAGCUGUUGACACACGACGGCAUGACGAGCGGAGCCAGAGGUGAGCUUGCCAGCGCCGCUGCGCUGGAGGGCAAGAUGGGAAUGUAUCGUGAGGCUGCAGAUGAUUUUCUACAGUGCGCUAAGCUGUCAUUGAGUGGACGGUCUGGGCCGGCGAUGAGACCACUGGCAAAGAAGGACGUGUUCAAUGCUGCGAUCUCAAUACUGGGAUUGGUGGAUGAGCCAAGCUGCAGAGCUUAUUUUGAGGACAAUAUUAGAAGCGCGGACCCGGAGUUUGCAAACGAGCCACAGGGACAGCUUAUUUCGCAACUUAUUGACGCAAUUAAGCAGAGUGAUGAGGAGGCUUUUGAUAAUGCUGUCAGGGCUGUGCAAGGGAGACUCGUUAUGAUUGAUGAUUACCAGGGCGGUAUUUUGACGUAUGUGUAUGAGAAGUUAGCUGCUGAGCAGGAGGACUUCUCGUAGAGGUUUUGGCAUGGAUAUAAUCAUGAUAUGAAGAGAAAUGCUCUACUCCUGUCGACUUCUGCGAUGAACCACGAAAGGGCAAUGAGAGCUUUACGGAUAGACGCAAUGCAAUCUUACAAUACACGCUCAAAUAACAUCUAACAAGGUAGUUAUUCCCUCUUUUUGUGGACCAAAAAAGUUU
Verruconis gallopava is the source of this 1128-nucleotide messenger RNA. RefSeq lists its product as uncharacterized. The transcript has 3 exons. The record is from RefSeq and is a predicted model, not a curated record. Gene Ontology annotation, biological process: SNARE complex disassembly; intracellular protein transport. Gene Ontology annotation, molecular function: soluble NSF attachment protein activity; syntaxin binding. NCBI's taxonomy places the organism in Eukaryota, Fungi, Ascomycota, Dothideomycetes, Venturiales, Sympoventuriaceae. Bases 51 to 947 code for a protein of 298 amino acids. Gene Ontology annotation, cellular component: vacuolar membrane; SNARE complex.